GGGAGCGGUGCCGGAAGGACUUGGGGAGGGCCGCGCAGUCGGACCGGCUGCUGAGAGGAACGCUUCACGGGGGCAGUCUCCGCAUAUCAUGGGGAGCUAGAACGCUGCUGCCUUAGGGACAAGAAGAUAAUGCUUCCUUGAUUCCCGUUUGCCUGAAUCCUGUUGGUGAAGACGUGCCAGGCCAGGCACCUGAAGUGGUUCUGUGUCAAAGGAGAUGCCUGAUGCUAGCUGUUCAUUUACAGUUGCUUGGCCUUGGUCCUCAUAGCUCCAAAAAGAAACAAGACCUCGAUAAGCUCUAUGAGCUGAAGUCCAAAGCUCGGCAGAUUAUGAACCAGUUUGGCCCCUCAGCCCUAAUCAACCUCUCCAAUUUCUCCUCCAUAAAACCGGAGCCAGCCAGCACCCCUCCACAGGGCUCCAUGGCCAAUAGCACCACAGUGGUAAAGAUUCCAGGCACCCCUGGGUCAGGAGGUCGUCUCAGCCCUGAGAACAAUCAGGUAUUGACGAAGAAGAAAUUACAAGACUUAGUAAGAGAAGUGGAUCCUAAUGAGCAGUUGGAUGAAGAUGUGGAAGAGAUGCUGCUGCAGAUUGCUGAUGAUUUUAUUGAAAGUGUGGUGACAGCAGCCUGCCAGCUUGCUCGACAUCGCAAGUCCAGUACCCUGGAAGUGAAAGAUGUCCAACUUCAUCUAGAACGCCAGUGGAACAUGUGGAUCCCAGGGUUUGGCUCCGAGGAAAUCCGACCCUACAAGAAAGCCUGCACCACAGAAGCCCACAAGCAGAGAAUGGCACUUAUCCGGAAAACAACGAAGAAAUAACACGGAGGGUCAGGGCAUGGACACCGUUCACGUGUAUUUGCAGAUACUUGAGCUGAGACCUUAGCCAUCUCAUCCUUGGAAUUUUUUUUUUUUAAUGCUUUACAGAGAAGCAUAUAUUUUUUAUUAACAGUGCAGCAAUAUCUAUAAUGACUGAGAGGAUCUGCCAAAAGAAUAAAACCUCCUAUCCCAACUUCCGGUUCCUUUUCCCUGCCAUCUCAGAGGAGCAGUGAAUCUUCCAGAGAAGAUUUUAUUUGUGGUUGAUUCUAUAAGUGAUCGAAUAAGAGACAAAGCAGCAGCUGAUCUUGUUGAGUGAGACAGUAUUAGCAGGAUUUGUAGCGGGUUUGUCUUCUCCUUUCCCUGUACUUUGUAAUGUCAGUCAGUGUUUAUAUGAAUAUGACUUUCAUUUGCUUUUCCAGAAUAAAGAAAUUAUUAGUCGAAAGACACA
Molecule: messenger RNA, 1257 nt
Organism: Ochotona princeps (American pika)
Lineage: Eukaryota; Metazoa; Chordata; Mammalia; Lagomorpha; Ochotonidae
Gene: TAF12
Product: TATA-box binding protein associated factor 12
Exons: 7
Coding region: 222-812 (196 amino acids)
Biological process (GO): DNA-templated transcription initiation; RNA polymerase II preinitiation complex assembly
Cellular component (GO): SAGA complex; transcription factor TFIID complex; SLIK (SAGA-like) complex
Molecular function (GO): protein heterodimerization activity; DNA binding; TBP-class protein binding
Source: RefSeq, a predicted model, not a curated record